Stylophora pistillata is the source of this 2208-nucleotide messenger RNA. RefSeq lists its product as uncharacterized. NCBI's taxonomy places the organism in Eukaryota, Metazoa, Cnidaria, Anthozoa, Scleractinia, Pocilloporidae. The record is from RefSeq and is a predicted model, not a curated record.
CAUUCCUUUUAUUUUCGUUCUAUGUUAGGUGGCAUAACCCUAUAACCCACUAUGACCCCCUGAAAUAUCAUCAGCUUUGCUUCCCCUUGAUUAAAAUCUUCGUGAUCUAUUUUAUUUUGAAAAAAAGAAUUAUUUUUAUCUUUUAUUUUCUUGAUUUGAUCCAUCCGGACCCAUUUGCGAUUUUUAUACCUUGCGUACUUCAAUGAACAAACUCCUCAGGCGAUUUCACCGGAAGUAAGUUCACCGCACCCAGUCACAUCCGUCGAAAUCAAAAAAGGCGUGACGUCAUACGCCUGUGACUAACUUCCCCCAUUUACACUACAUUGUAAAUGUAUGUUCUCCCAAAAGUGGGGUUUUUAUGCUGUAGCGACAGAUAGUAACGGAGAAUUUUUCACAAGAGCGCUUUUCCACCCAGAAUGAUGCGUCAUCAAGUUAAACCUUUGAGGUGGCACUAAUUUUUCAGUUAAUGUUAGACGGAGGUUUGUAGCACCGACAGUGUCCGUAUUUUAAAUUGGACUGUUUUUAAUCUGAAGUCUCCGUCGGUCACGUCUUGUUGGAAUUCGCUGUUUUCGAUUAGUCAUGUCCAUGAGGACGACGCUUAGUGACGAUGCCUUGAGCGAACGUUUAUCGGACAAGGAUAUUUUCAAGAUCAAACUUUCGUUAUCUUGUUUAUCGAACCGCGUUGUGGUGUGCGGAACAACAGCCAGCCUUUAUCUUUGGCAACCACCAAGCAUCGAACGUCCUUCGAAUCAGUGGACUCUUGAACGGAGUGGAGUGCCUGUGUUAGUCAUCAGUACUGGAGACUGUGGGGCGAGAAAUCCUAAGGGAGUUCAUGUGAGUUUAGUGGAGAGAGAUAGCGGCUUUGCGACAUGGAAAGAGACCCUCACUUCGAACUCUAAUUACCACGAACAACAAAAGAACUUUCAUACGCUGAUGCUCUCUAACGGGGACGGGUCCAUGGCGGGGUUUCGCUUUAAUUGUGAGGAAUCUGCCAAUGUUUUCUUAAAAGAGGUCGAAGCUGCAGUGCAGGAAAUCCUGUCUCCUCUCUCAGCUCCUGAAUUGAAUAAACUUCCGACGACUACGAACAGGGAACGUUUAAAAAAGUUCCGCAAGCUUAAGAAAGUUGAGAUAUCAACGCCAUGUCUGUUUAGCCAUGUAACAAGUAUAACGUCGGCCACACAAAUGGGCGAAGGAGAAAAAUCCAAAACUAAAAAAGACAAAGAAAAAGGAAAACCGUUGAACGGAGAACUCAGCAGGCCUGCUCACAUUAGAAGAGCCUUUAGUAUGUCGAAGAGAAGGUAGUGCGAGAAGAAGCUUUGACCUGUUUUGCAUUCGCCGCAAACCACGGCGUAUCUUAGGAUUAAUAGGGCAAUUUGAAUGUUCGCCCUAUUUUUGCUGCGUUUGACCAGCCAGUUUUAUGGAGAUUGAUAUAUAGAAGUAAACAUCGUCGUGUAUUUUAGAGCGUCAAUUUGGUGACUGGUUUAUGUAUCUGUGGCAAAUAAUGUCCCUACUUGAUCAAGUUGUUUUGUUUAAAAUCGGUUUAUAAGUUGUCUAUCACGACAACUUAUAAAUAAGUCAUCUUCCACGCCAGCAGCUAAGCUAUUAAAUCGUCAGACGAUAGCGUUAAAUGUAUGGGUCGCUCUUCGAAACUUUUGGUGUAUGCGGUUUCCUCAAAGAGGGUUACGGUUUGUGACUAAAUAAGUAUCGAAUUUGGUCCAAUAUCGUGUAAACACAAUUCACUUUUCUCUGGAAUGCAUUUUCAAGGGUUAUACGCACUUAUCUAUAGACUAGACUGUUGACCCAAAGAAUAGUUCUAUUCGUAAAUGGCAUUAGCGUUUCUUUCAAUCAAUGCUUUAAUUCUCUGAGGAAUGUUUUCAAUUACAGAGUAAAAAUGCUCAUGCAAGAAAAAGGUAAUUUUGAUAUGUAAAUCAGAAGAUUCCCUUGUGAUUGUGGGGUUUAAAUUUAACUUUGGCUUUUGGACUAUAAAACAGUAUGGUGCCAGAGGCAUCAGGUCUGUAAGCAUUUCUCCAACAUUCUUAAUUAGUCAUAUCUGGGAAAUUUCUGCGUCAUGGAUUAUCUCUAUGGAUUUCCUUACAACUCCUUGGCAACCUUCCCAGAAUGCUAAGAGAAACUCAUGAUAUACUGGUCUCAUUUGCGAGCAUUUUGCAAGCAAAUAACACGUUUUGAAUAAAGGGAUGCUUGAAUGAU